Molecule: messenger RNA, 4050 nt
Organism: Durusdinium trenchii
Lineage: Eukaryota; Dinophyceae; Suessiales; Symbiodiniaceae
Source: the annotation of a GenBank genome assembly
AUGCGAAGCAAGUUUCCGAUUUGCGCCAAAAAGCGAUCAAUCAUGGUCUUCCGUCACCCCAUGGCAGGACGACCUUUUCAUGGCAGGCUACUCCUGCUGUUGGCGACCGUUCCACUCCUAAGGAGCAACUUCGUCUCCCAGGCUGCUGGACGUCCCAGAGCAGCUGUGCGCAAAUCCGCUUGUGCCGCCUCUGGUGGAACGUUUGAGGAGAAUCGUGAGGCUUUGAAGGCUUGCCUGGCCAGGGAAUACCGAAGCUUCUUUCGGCCCUUCGAGGCCGACUUCUAUGACGAGGACGUGAGCUUCACGGAUCCUUUGAAUCAGCUGAAGGGUCAGGCCAGCUACAAGGCCAAUGUGGAGAUGCUCUCUGGGAACUCUUUGAUUGGGAACAUCCUGUUCUCUGACGCCUUUAUCGACUUGCACAGCGUAGAAGAGGUCCCUGGAGAAGCCACGCGCUUGCGCACCCGGUGGACCUUAGGAUUUGCCUUCAAGCUCCUUCCGUGGAAGCCCAGAGCGCUCUUCAGUGGUGUCUCCGAGUACACCAUUGAUGAGCGAAAUGCCAAGGUGCUAACGCAGCGGGAUUAUUGGGACACCCUGAGCUUGGAGAAGGAAGGCGAAUAUGUGCCUGAAGUCCCCCUCAGCGGAUUGAAGGAUUUGGUGUCCCAGCUACUUCCAGAUCCACUGAAACCUCUAGAGGCUCAAGAGCCCCGUGUGGCUGAGGACGCGGGCUGGGCACUUCUGCGGCGGGCGAACGUCUACCGUGUCUAUCGGGACCAGUCAGGAGACGUUUUCGCUCUUGCAGCUCCUGGAUAUCGCGGGGGCUUGGCUGGCAUCCGGCAGGAGAUGAAGGCCAAGCUGGCUGCAGGCAGAGCCACCGCCGCGUCAGCUCCCUGCCGAUCCCGACCUCUCCUGACCACAGAAGCUGCGACGGAGAUCCAUUUUCGCGUCCUCGAUUUUCGCCCGCCGAAGGGUGUGCCCAAAGAGUCGCUGCCGCUGUUUCGUGCGAAACACUGGUCGCAUCUGACUGGGGGAUCGACAAAACAAGCGCUCCCGGUGACCUUUCAACUCGGGUGGUUUGAGCCGGCCAACUCUUGGUACCGCAGCUUGGAGGGCUACCAGGUCUUUGCCGAACGCGGAGCGUGUGCGAUGUGGCUCUGUCCUCCGGAACCAGAAAGAGAGAAAGCCCAAGCCUCAGCUAACCCGAAGGCUUCGUCCAAGCUGGGAGUGUCGACAGGCAAAGACCAGGGCUAUGCAGCUACCUCUUCCAGACAUGACCGGGGCAAAGCAUCCGAUGAGAAGCGAAAACUUCUGCGUGAGGGCAAAGCAUCCGACGAGAAGCGAAAACUGAAGGAGUCGGAGGAAGAGGAACCGCCAGAUGAGACGGAUCCAAACUUGACCGAGGCGGCCCACACCGUGCGACACACGUGCGACACAUGGACUGAGGAGGAGCAAAAAGCUCACAUUCGGCAGCGCACAUGCACAGAUGCUGGCACCUCAGUGGUGAAGAGCAGUCGAGGUGGCAGCACCUUUAGGUAUGUUGAGACCGAGAAGCAAGCUGUGAAGAACUUCGAUGGUACUUUCUGGAAGAACUCAACCUUUGUCUCCCGGCUAGUGCUUUGGCAGCACUUCUUGGAAUCGCUGAGUAUUGAUAAUCAGACCCAGCAGGUGCAAGAUAUCAAGACAUUCACCUUUGCACAUCGCUAUUGCUUGCCACCGGAGCGGGCGGACAAUUUCUUUGUUGAGCAACUUAGCAGCAGGCAGGUCGCCAGCCAGGCAGGUCGAAAGGCCGCCAGUGACAUGUCCGAGCGACAGGUGGUCUACAGCUUUCUCUUCGUCUGUACGGCGGGUCCCAUGGUGACUUCACUCUACUUCCUCUAUGGCGCCUUCUACACAGAUUUUAGCCUUGACUUCCUCUUGCCCACAGCGGUCACCACCAGCGACCGAAACUGGGACAUCGUCAUUGCCGUCGUCACCAUGUUGGUCGGCAUUGGGCCGCCUGGAUCGGACCGAACAGAGGGUUGGUUGCUUCUGGUGCAGCUUGGCCAAGUUUGGCGUCCGAGACCGAGGGGCGGCAAGAGUGCGAAGCGUCAGAAGCGUCGGAAUCAAUUCGCACAGGGCUUUAGCAAUCAGUUGGAGAACAUCUUGAGUACCGCGGACGCGGCAAGUGGUGAGUACAUUGAGGCUUUGAUUCAGAGCGAAUUGGCAGCAGUCAUUCCUGUGAUCUUUGUUAUUUACAAUCGCGAUCAGAAGGCCAGUCUUGCAAAAGAGCUCAGUGCGGUAGCUGCGAUUGACGAUCAGAGAGAGGUUGUUCGGCAGUACCGGGAUUCUGGUAUCUUUGCGAUUGAAGUCAGGAACUCGUGGGAAGAUUGCAAGCGGCAGAGAGCAGCGGUUCAUUCCGCGCCCUGCCCGCAAGCGGAGGACGCUGAGCUGCCAAAGCCAUUCCUGGUGAAGCCCAGUAACCUUAAGGACUUAAAGGUAAGUUGCCCAGAAGCAUCCCGCUUUUACGCCAGUGAAGUUCGAGAAAACGUCCCAUUGUUCAAAGAAAGGGUGAGUAUUCUGCAUAUGCCCGGGGAGGUUGAUGAAAAGAAUGAUUUAGGUGAUUCGUCAAAAGCCUUAGAUGAAGAGUCUGAUGGGUAUGAGCCAAGCUUAGCACCAGAAGGCGCAGCAGCGCCGCCAGACGAAGAGGCUGUGGAGCAUUCGUCGAAUCAUUCCAUUUUACAUCUUCCCAAGAGAGCGGAUUGCCCCAUUUGUCAAGAAGCAAAGCAAGACGCUGUUCCUGCUAGGUGGGGCUUUGCACUGAUGGUGUCGCUCGGUGAGGUCGUAGUGGCUUACACAGUGCUGAUUUGGUACAAUGCCCCUCUGGUGGAUGGUAAGAAGAAGGUGCCUUGCCUUCCAAUCAUCCGAGCGGUCUUCAUGGGCCUCACCUACCACUUGGGAAGUUUAGCCUUCGGGGCCGUCAGAGGACUCGGUCUCUUGGGUGGCUUGAGCCCAGGGAGCUCUGAAACGACUCUCUCGGCGCCCAUCUGCUACGGCGGCCAACUUUUGCUGGAGACCUUCUCAAUCAAAGUCUUGUCUUUUGAUGGGAAGCACGGGGUCGUAGACAUGAAGGCUGUGGGUCCUCAGUCCGGCGAGUGUAUCGGCUCAGAAUUCCAAACGAAUGACAACAAGGUGACGAUCGAUGACAAGGGAUGCUUGGGAGACAGCGAGUAUGAAGUGCGGUACUGCCCAGACCAGGACCAUUUCAUCGUGAAGGUCGAGAAACCCGUGGAGGCGGAGGUGAUCCUUGCCAGUCAGCCGUGUCUGGUGAAGGAACAGCUCACAGACCAGAGAACCUCUGCACUUCCGGUCUUCAGGACCUUUGUACUUGCUUGUUGGGGGGAGACUUUGAGAGGAGCUUAUGUGAUGGUGGCCGUCAAUUCAGACGGAUAUUGUAAAGGCGCUGAUAGGGCUAUCUCCUUGGUGGCCCGCGACUUUGUGGCGAUCGGGGCUUUGGAAGGAUCGACCUUUAUCUUCCAGGCACCCGACGCGAUGCGGUUGUCGACCGGUCGUGUCGACGCCAAGCGGUUGGCGACAGGGCUCGAGACCUGGGAACGCAUUGGACAGGGACGUGAGAGACGUGAGAUGAGAUUAGAAGGAAGAACCAUGAGCUUUCUGGACAUGGAACCAUCGGCUUUCUCCAUGGAUUUCAAUGUGAUUUUCAUCCAUCCUGAAGUUUUGCGAAAUGCAGAGGCUUUGGGAAAUAUCGCCAUCCCUGGGUUGGGUGGAUACUUCACAUACCUUUUGGUCACACAGCUGGAGCAGUUUAGCACGCCGGGGGAGCCCGACUACAUCGCGCAGCCGAAGCUGAUUGCAGCGGCGGGAGGCUUGAUUUGCCUCGGUGUCUCGGUCUCCUUCAUGGCCAUCUUCGACACGGUCUCGGAUGCCAUGCUCUUCGCCUUCAUGACCGAUGAAGAUUGGAGGAGAGAGCAUCGGCUACCACCAAACCCCCACAUCCCUGAGACACUUGGCAUUGAAGAAGGGCCUCAAGUAGGUCCCAGGCAGCUUCGCUGCUGA